Messenger RNA from Haliotis rufescens (red abalone), 6336 nucleotides. RefSeq names its product fatty acid synthase-like. The transcript has 39 exons. The coding region runs from base 101 to 6031 and encodes 1976 amino acids. Lineage: Eukaryota; Metazoa; Mollusca; Gastropoda; Lepetellida; Haliotidae. Gene Ontology annotation, biological process: fatty acid biosynthetic process. Gene Ontology annotation, molecular function: protein binding; fatty acid synthase activity; 3-oxoacyl-[acyl-carrier-protein] synthase activity. The record is from RefSeq and is a predicted model, not a curated record.
CCCAGACGGCAGGUGCGACCAGACGACAGUGUGCGAGACGAGCAGGCGGCUGGCAGGAGACGUUCACGGGGAGGAUCUACUGAUUGUAUCCGGCAGUGUCAUGGUGAAGGCGUACAUAUCCGGUGUUGCCGGUCGGUUCCCCAAAUCCAAUAAUGUCCAGGAGUUCUGGCAGAACCUGGUUGACGGAGUGGAUAUGCUGGGACCUACACGCUGGCCUCCAGGACUACAUGGGCUGCCCCCUCGAUCAGGCAGCAUUCCAGACCUAGGGACUUUCGAUGCGGAAUUCUUUGGCUAUUCAGAACCUGAGGCCCGGCACUGCAACCUGCUGCUACGACUUCUGUUGGAGGUGACGUUUGAGAGUGUUGUGGACUCCGGGCUGACCCUGUCCUCGCUGCGAGCAGACAAGACGGGAUUGUACCUCGCUUGUACCUUCUCAGAUGCGGAUGUCAUCACCAACUCGGCUGCGACAGACAGUGAACAUAUCAACCUACGGUCGACUCUGGUGCAACAGUUGAACACUUGGUACAGGUUCCAGGGACCAGUGAUGACCGUGGACACUGCGUGUAGCUCCUCGGUCAGCGCGCUGCAGAUGGCUGUCACAGAUCUCAUCACAGGCAGAUGUAACUAUGCUGUUGUUACAGGCGUCAAUUUGAUAUUGAGUCCGAAUUGUUCGCAGUCUUUCAACAGAUUAGGCAUGCUCAGCCCCACCGGAGAAAGCCAUGUGUUCGACAUUAGCGCUAACGGCUACGUGAGAUCAGAUGGAGUAGCAGUUGUCAUCUUGGCGAGAAAUCCGGAAAGAUGUGAAAGGAUCUACGCAACUAUCGCAGACAUCGCCGUCAACAGUGAUGGAUACAAAGAGGAAGGAAUAGUGUACCCUAGCCGGUCGUCACAGAGCAAUCUCCUCAGGUCCUUGUAUGGCGAGAAGUUGAUACCUACAUCAAGUCUAGCCUACGUCGAGGCCCACGGUACCGGCACACAGGCUGGUGAUCGCCUGGAGUUGAACGCCAUCAUGGAUGCAUUGUGUGACGGCAGAGACGAACCCCUCUUGGUUGGGUCGGUGAAAAGCAACAUGGGACAUUGCGAGGCAGCGUCAGGUUUAUCGGCUGUGGUCAAGUGUAUACUGUCAAUCUACCAUGGCAUGGUCCCUGCCUGUCUACACUACAAGACUCCGAAUUUGGGUAUUAUAGGCAUACCGCUGGGCAAAAUAAAGGUGGUGGAUACAUGUCAUAAACUGAAAGGUAGGAUAAGUAUCAUGGGAAUCAACUCGUUUGGCUUUGGAGGGGUGAAUGGCCAUCUUAUCCUGAUGUCCUACAAGAACCCACCAUACGAACCCAAAAGGAAUGGUACGUAUCUAGUCCCCAUCACCGUCCGGAAUGAAGAAGGCGUUGCAAGGAUACAGACGUUCCUUGAGAAGCACUCGGAAAAUAUUGCGCUGAUGCGGCUGAUAAGCAGAUCCAUGUUGUCGUGCGACCCUCGUCAACAAAUCCGGGGUUACGCAACUGUGAAUCUGCCAGAGAUAGUAUGUAGACCAUCGGCAACAGUUACAUACACAGUGAAGGUCACCACUGGCAGUGCAUUCGGAGCUGGAACUGAUGCGAAUAUUUUCAUCGAUCUCCAAGGAGACUUACAGAAGUCAGGAAAGAUUGACUUGAAGAAAAGUUUAACGCAAAAAAACAAGUUCGAACGUGGAAAAACGGACGAGUUCCUUCUCAAGACAAAGGACGUUGGACACUUGCAGAGAAUUGUGAUCGGCCAUGAUAACAAAGGUCACGCCGCCUCCUGGUUCCUGGGUCACGUGACCGUCCACUCGUCAUCUCUGGACUUCACAUGGACAUUACCUUGUGGACGAUGGUUAGCCAAAGAUGAAGAUGAUGGACGUAUUGUAAGGGAGUUGCUACCCCUUGAUAAAUGCCCUUUCAGUCAAGAGCCUUGUGUGUCCGUCCACUGGUCGCCACGUAACUAUCACCGCCAACCCCUGUGGCUGCUGGUCCAGGAUAUAGCAUGGUGUACCAACAUGCCCCACGCGGACCUGCUGCAGAUAGACGUCUUCAAGCGAUCCUUACAGGAAUCCGACAAGAUUCUUCGCAGUAUGGAAAUUGAAUUAUCUGUCACGGAGAGCUUGGAAAAGGGAGCAGCAUUUAAACCAGCCAACAAAGUCGGUCUUGUUUGUCUGACAGCUGUUAACAUCGGUUUGGUGGAGGUUCUCAAAGACUCCGGUAUACGACCAGAUGGCUACAUUGGAUCAGGACUGUCCGAGAUCACAGUCGCCUAUCUUGACGCUUGCCUCGGUCACAAACAGUGUCUUCAGGUGGCGUUGGCAGUUGGGGAGACUCUAGACUCGCUUUUGUCUCAGGGGACAGGUAACCCUGUCUACUCCAUUAGCCUGCACUCGGACUUCGUGCACAAACUGGGUCCAAAGACCAACAUCCUAGCCUACAUGAACAACACGGUGAUGCUGGCAGCUCUUCCAACACGGGAUAGAAACUACAUCCUCAAACAAGUUGAGCAAGCAGGCGGAGUAUAUUCUGAGCUGACAGAAGACGCUACGCUCUAUACACGGUUACCGGGGCAAAUCAGUAGCAUUCUAGAGAAGAAAUUAAGAUCAAUCAUUCCAUCGCCAAAGAAGAGGACCCCUAUGUUCCGGAGCUGCUCACACCCAGAUAGUAACAGUCACAGUGACGCAAGACAGGCGGUUGGUGCUCAGUACUUCUCCUCCCUUCUUCAGCGAGCCGUCAAUCAGCACCAAUGUGUCGGUGGUCUUCCAAAGGAAGCAAGGCUUCUGUCCCUGUGUAUGGCCAAGAACUGUACUCAGACUGAGGUGAACUGUAGUCGCUCUGGUCAGACAGAGAUCCACUGUCAUCCAAAGACACAAUCUGUGCUUCAAACUCUCGGAGAACUACACGAAUUAGGUCACACAAUACAUGUUGGUCACCUGUAUCCCCCCUCAUCCCCUCUGGACUGUUCGACCCCACCACUGAGCCCCUUGGUUACCUGGGACCAUAGCAUAAAUCGGCCUCUGCCAGACUGGUGCCAGUUCUCUGACCGAGUGAAGAAUCGACAGAAGGAUGUGUACCGACUCCCUGAGGCGGACCUGGAACGAAGUUUGUACGACCCCCUGGCUCUUCUGAUCGUCCAUGCGUGGGCAGCAGUGUGUGGCUCUAAAGACAGCCUGCAGUCUACGGUGCUCCAUAGCUUGGUGACAACCCCAGAGUUGAUGAUGCAGGAGUGUUUACACGGAGCGCUCAUACACGUGCACCAGGCCAAGAUGGCUUUCUCCAUACAGGCUGAAGGCGGCGUUGUUAUGACAGGACAGUAUGAACGUCCAGGGAGCGACGUUGACCUUCCUCUAGUUCCUGGCUACGACGUUGAUCAAAAUGAAAAUGUAGCUAAAACACAGGACGAUUGCGAGCAUGAGGUGGAGACGGAGGAGGUUGUGUGGGAGGACAGCUGGCUGGAGUUCAUCAACGCUGUGCUGGAGUUUGUUAAUCCACACACACCCGAUCUCCCAAUCAAGGUGAUGCUCGACCCCCAGAAACACAUAAAGAUCACACACGACUGCGCUAGCGUCCUUGUCAUGAUGGAGGAACAUACAGGUAUCUGCAAGGCGGGUGGAGUGAUACUCCAGUUCCAGCCAACUAUCAAGAGGGGGCUAGACCAGUCUAUUCUUCUCCAGAACCUCAACCUUGGUGACGCUAGUUCCACUUCCGUGGUCGACAGUGUGUUGCUCUACAGCCUACCCAGCAACGUCAGCAGUGAGGACAAACUCCUCCUCUACAUGGGCCACACGGAGGACGAGCCUUCCGAGCAGAUCGGACUUGUGUCCAUUACAAACGCCGGUGUGAAGCACAAGAGUUACAGCGUGCCUGACAACUGGAAGGCGGAGGACCUUGAUGCCGUGGUCCCCUUCAUCCUCGCAUCACACACACUGAAAGAUGUCGCCAGUGUCAAGCCAGAACAGACGGCAGUUCUGCUGCCUCCUCUUGACACCGUCUCAGUGUACAUCAUCGCCAUGCUGACGAUACAAGGCAGUGACGUGUUCACCUGCACCUGGGAUCCUGAGAUGAGCCUCAUGCUACGGAGCGCCUUCCCUCAAGUUAACAUUCUACAUCCGCGGAGUCUCGGACUUCAGCUAAAGCAGCUGACAAAGGGAAGAGGUGUGGACGUAUGCUUUAAGACCGACGGGUCCGACAUGAAUUCAGCAAUGGAUCUCGUGGCCGACCAUGGACGCUGUGUGCUGACAGGUAGGCCCAGCGAAAAGGAUUCUCUAGGUAUGUCCGCCUUCCUGCGUAACAUCACUGUGAUGAGUGUCAGCCCUGCCACCGUCUUCGCUCAGCUGCAGGAUAUGUGCGACAAGGACAUCUUGGCGGCCCUGGAGAGAAUCACCUCUUCAUCAGUCAGAGAUAGAGCAGAUGACGGUUACCCGGAGCAUCGCGGUCUCCGCUACUGUGUUGAGGAACAGAUGAAGUUUUCUCAGCCAAUCAGCUUACAGAAGUUGUUCACACUUUUGGAUGGCCCCGGAUGUAAGAUGAGGGAUGUUUUGGACGGCAUCCCAGAGAACGACGUAGCUUCGGUUGAACGACUUCAACUUACCUUAUCAAUGAAACCACAGGAGUUCUCUAUCACUCAGAAUACGUCCUGCUUGAAUGAUAGCAAGGACCAUCUAAACACCGCCCGCACCUCGUCUUACAUGGAGGCCUCCAAACUGCUGACCCCAUCAUCUGCCACCUGCUCUGGGCUGUUAGCUCCGCCCAACACACGCCGCAACACCGUCAUGUCCGUGGACAUGUCCCAAUACACCUCCGCCUCAACCCCCAUCAUCAGGAUCACUGUUGACUCCCCCGGUGCUGCCUGUCACAGAGAACCCCUGGUCUCGCUUGAUCUGCCGCUGAGCGGAAUUAGGUUGGAGGGGAGUUACAUGGAGGACAAGGUCUUCGCAUCCCCCGCACAUGAAAGAACCAGGAAUGUCCUGUUAAGAAUGCCGACAACGCCCCAGACAAUGGAUUUCCUCUUUGUUGGCGUGCCCAAGACUCCAUUGACACCCCAUUCCCCCUGUGUGAAGAAGCUCCUGACGCCCAGCAAGAUCACGCCUCCACUCCUCAAGCUGAACGAUUGCGUCUCCCAGGCUAAACCCCUCUUUAUUGUCCAUCCCAUCACAGGUACUCUGGUUCUUCUGAGGUCACUGGGGAAGGCACUGAACGUGCCCUGCUAUGGUAUACAGCGUACACCGUCAACGACGACAUCCUCAGUCACAGACAUGGCUGGGUUUUACCGAAAUGCUAUCGAGCUCUACGAUUCCGUGGGACCAUACAGGCUUGCUGGGUAUUCUUAUGGUGGUAUGAUUGCCUUUGAGAUAGCCAGACAGCUGCAGAUAUCCGAUAAAAAGGUUGAAUGUCUUAUUAUUCUGGAUGGAGGACCAGGCUUUGUCCACUCUCACAUAGCCACAGGACGCGAACAACUGGACAGAUCUGAUACGAAGUCAAAUGAUUCGACGGAGAUCGUAGCACUGAUAUCAUUCGUGGAGAUGUACGGGCCCAUCAAGACGCGUCAGUUUCUCACCGGUGCCCUCAUGAAUCUACCUUCCGGCUACCCCCGUGUGAAACUGGCAGUGGACUUCAUCAUGGGCAACAUCGUCCUCAGUGAAAGCCCCACGAAGACAAAAUGGAUGUCUCUUAAACAGCAGAUAUUGAACAAGGACCGAAAGCCAGAAACAAAAAUGGGACUACAUUCCGCUGCCACUGAAGUGAUAAGGCUCUCAAGGGAGAAAAAAGCGGAGGAAUAUAUUAACAGCACCUUCAUAGCAGACAAGUAUAGACCGCAGGAGAAAUUUAUUGGCAAUAUUCACCUCUUAAGAGUGAAGUCUGACCCGGCCCUGUGUGUACCCAUGUCAGCAGAUUACGGACUGGGUCAACUCUGCACCGGAGAGGUCAAUGUCAAGUUUGUGGAUGGUGACCACCAAUCGUUCCUCAAGGCUGAUAAAGUGGAUGAAGUUGUUCAGUUUAUACACAAUGUCCUGUCAGGUGAUGCCCUGUAAUGGCCCUGUCGGAUGAUGCCCAGUGAUAGUGCUGUUGUGUGAUAUCUGGAGAUGCUCGCUGAUAACGAUGUGGAGGCAAGAGUGUGCACUGCGACAAGAUGAAGAUGGGACAAGUGUCGUCAUCUUAGCUGUUGAAUAGGACUUGAAAUAAAGUCAGUGACAUGUGCAACUGUACCUUCACAACGAUCACGAACGACAGGAGUAUAUUAUGAUCUGUGAUACUGCUAUAUUCAUUGUUGAUUUCUAUCUAAACGGUGUUGGUUAUUUAAUAACGGGAAUAAAAACAAUAUACCCUGCAAAAUGGA